Oryza sativa Japonica Group (Japanese rice) is the source of this 1300-nucleotide messenger RNA. RefSeq names its product heavy metal-associated isoprenylated plant protein 43. The record is from RefSeq and is a predicted model, not a curated record. Gene Ontology annotation, molecular function: metal ion binding. Lineage: Eukaryota; Viridiplantae; Streptophyta; Magnoliopsida; Poales; Poaceae.
AAUGCAGAAAGUGUUUCUUAUUCUUCUGAUAUUGCUUGUCUAUAUAUGCAAUAUCUAGGCUCUAGAAUGCUAAAGGCUGUUAAUUAUGUAUAGGUAUAGCCCAUGGAGUCAUGGAUAGGUUAAAGUUGUUCUAACCACCAACAUCCACAGAGGAGACGUGGCUGCGUAUUGCGAGCGCAACACUAACCUACAAGUACGAACAGUUAGGAAUUGCAGUUAAGGUUCGUUGCCUACUUGCCUACUACCAACCAGCCGUUAAUCUUGAAGAAAUGUCCAUAUAUGACUAUACUGAAGGACACGGGACACCUGCUUGGCAUCACCAGACACCAAGUGAAAAAUGUGAACCGUGUUCUAUAAAUGUAGAGUAGCGUGAAAAAUGUGAACCGUGUUCUAGAAAUGUAGAGUAGCGAGCUAGAGAGUUGUUGAUGACAAAUUGGUAGAGCUAGCCAAUGAAGAGACGCAUCAAGGAGAUACUUCUACUCGAGGAGUUGAGCUACCAUUCACUGCCACCUGAAAGGCUGAAAGGCAGCAGUAUAAAAGCCAAGCAAGAUAUUUGUAGGCUGUAGUUAGUUAGCUCGAUCAAGGACCGCGGCAGCAGAGCACCCGCUACACCGGCAUGCACGGCUCUGCCGUCGUGGAAGACUCGAUCUACACGGAUACGUAGCAGCUAGGGGAGAGCUGAGCUCUCUCGCACCAGUCCGUCCAUGUCGAAGAAGACGGUGCUCAGGGUGGACACCUCCUGCGACAAAUGCAAGCGCAAGAUCCUGCAAACCGUCUCCGGCCUCCAAGGUGUUGACAAGAUCGAUAUCGACUCGGAGAAGGGAACGAUGACGGUGACCGGCAGCGCGGACCCGGUGGACGUGAUCGAGCGGACGAGGAAGGCCGGGAAGCGCGCGGAAGUCGUGACCAUCGGGCCGCCGCCGGCGUCGUCGUCGUCGUCGUCGUCCAACCCGUCGACGGAGCAGCAGCAGAUCAAGAAGCAGGCGCCGGCGGCCGAGGAGAAGGUGUACACGGCGGCCGCGGAGAAGAGGGCGCCUGAGCCGCCGGCCACCGUGUACGUCCACUACAUCCCCGCCUCGACGUGGUCGGCUCCGGCGUGGCCAUCCUACGAGUACGACCAGAGCGUAGUCUACCACCAGCAGGAUCCCCCUCCAGCUUGCUCCAUCAUGUAACUAACUAAAUAACUAUAUACUCAUCGUUUCAUCAUGUAACUAGAUCGAUCUCGUGUGUAUCCUCAUUAGUGAUAGCUUCUUAUGUCGAUCACAUCUACUGGAAAUUUAGAAAUUAAUUAAUUAUAUCA